UAGGCGGGAAAGAGGAAGGAGUCUGAGCCUAAUCCACGACCAGGAAACGGGCCAGAUUUGGAAAAAGAGACAACUCUGGCCUUGCGGGAUGGUUCGUGGCAGGACCAGCGUGAGGGGAGUGAGCAGGGCAUCUUUGGAAUGGGGGCCUUCGCUUUAGGAAGAGGAGGCGACCCCUCUGUCCAUAUUUAAACCACGGUUCUCGGCGCCACCUGUGCAACUCGGCAUCCAACCUCCCCGCACCAGCCCCGGUCCAGGUACCUGGAACUUAGUCCGAUCGGUAACCGGCGACUACGUGGGGUUACCCGAGCGCGCCCCCGACUGACACACCGAACUGCGCGCGCACCGCGGACCGGACGCGAGCGUGCGCGCUCUCCUAACGCCCCGCCCCCUUGACGGCCCAGGAGCCGGCGGCGUGCGCGCCCCCGCGCUACUGCUACCCCCCCCCCCAUCGGCGCUCGGAAAGGUGUCCGCGCCGUGCCUGAAGCGUCCUUUCUCAGAACCUGUCGUAUGGGUAGCGAGGGGCACGAAGUCUCGAAAAUGAAGAGGGCUCUGUAAUGUCAGGCGGAAGAAGGAGACAAUUCCUGGAAGAAUAGGGGGCAGUUCGUAGACGGGGUUAUUUUGGGCAUUCAGGUGGGCGCCCAAAGGCCCGCGUCGUUAAGAAAGGUAGCCGCCGCGUCUCUAGUUACGGGGUCGAGCAAAGGGCGAAGGUCAGCGUCCAGGUUGGAGAGCACCUCGUGUUAGUAAUGGCCGCAUCCGGGGAACCCGGGAGACAGUGGCAGGAGGAGGUCGCAGCGGUGGUGGUGGUGGGCUCCUGCAUGACCGACCUGGUCAGCCUUACUUCCCGUUUGCCAAAAACUGGAGAAACCAUCCAUGGACAUAAGUUUUUUAUUGGCUUUGGAGGGAAAGGUGCCAACCAGUGUGUCCAAGCUGCUAGGCUUGGGGCAAAGACGGCCAUAGUGUGCAAGGUUGGCAAAGAUUCUUUUGGCAAUGAUUAUAUAGAAAACUUAAAACAGAAUGGUAUUUCUACAGAAUUUACAUAUCAGACGAAAGAUGCUGCUACAGGAGCUGCUUCUAUAAUUGUCAAUAAUGAAGGCCAGAAUAUCAUCGUCAUAGUGGCUGGAGCAAAUUCACUUUUGAAUACAGAAGACCUGAGGGAAGCAACCAGUGUCAUUAGCAGAGCCAAAGUAAUGAUCUGCCAGCUGGAAAUAACUCCAGCAACUUCUUUGGAAGCUCUGACAAUGGCUCGCAGCAGUGGAGUGAAAACGCUGUUCAAUCCAGCUCCUGCUAUCGCUGACCUGGAUGCCCGGUUCUACACCCUCUCCGAUGUGUUCUGCUGCAAUGAAAGUGAGGCUGAGAUUUUAACUGGCGUGGCGGUUGGUGGCCCUGCAGAGGCCGGGAAGGCUGCACAGGUGCUGGUGCAGCGGGGCUGCCAGGUGGCAGUCAUCACCUUGGGUGCCGCAGGAUGCGUGAUGCUGUCACAGACGGACCCCGUCCCGAAGCACAUUCUCACAGAGAAGGUCAAGGCAGUGGAUACCACGGGUGCUGGUGACAGUUUUGUAGGCGCUCUGGCCUUCUACAUGGCUUACUAUCCAAAUUUGUCCUUGGAAGAAAUGCUCAAGAGAUCCAAUUUCAUCGCAGCAGUCAGCGUCCAGGUGGCAGGAACACAGUCAUCUUACCCAUACAAAAAAGACCUGCCAUUCGCUCUGUUUUGAUUGUUUUUAAUCCCAAAACAAAUGUACAUGGAAAUAAAAUGUAUUUGGGGUGAGUGCUCUUAACUGGUGGUUUACCAUAAAUUGUCCUCUUCUCCUUUCUUUGCAAAUAUUAUAUUCAUUUACUAACAGUCUC
Messenger RNA from Choloepus didactylus (southern two-toed sloth), 1845 nucleotides. It is a transcript of the gene RBKS, whose product is annotated as ribokinase. The record is from RefSeq and is a predicted model, not a curated record. Lineage: Eukaryota; Metazoa; Chordata; Mammalia; Pilosa; Megalonychidae. Gene Ontology annotation, molecular function: ribokinase activity. Gene Ontology annotation, biological process: D-ribose metabolic process. Bases 744 to 1712 code for a protein of 322 amino acids. The transcript is spliced from 8 exons.